AUGCGUUUUUCUGGUAUCCAGCGCAUAAGCAGUUGGGACACAGUCACGUUUCUGGCUGGCAUCAUCUCUUCAGUCGCUGCUGCUCAACUCCAGUAUUGCCGUGUUGACGACUCUCUGCGAACCGAUCAAUGUCUCGCGAUAUCGACGUUCCAUAAUUCAACCACCAAUGCUAAUGACUUUUACCUCCUUGUGUCCGCCAAAUUCGAAGACCGAAAAGGCUAUGCUGCAUUUGGCACUGGCUCGACAAUGGAUGGGUCGUUGAUGUUCGUAUUGUACCCAGGAGCACAGGAUAAAGAUGUCACUUUGAGCAUCCGAACGACGAACUACCACUACCCGCCUCAACCACCACCAGAGAAGACGCCAGACCACCAAACCAUCAAAACGUGGGUGGAAGGAGUUUACUACAAUGCCCAGAUCGUUUGUUAUGGCUGCGAUACAUGGCAUCGUAAUAGUGCCAAUGUAACGUCGAAGAAACAGAAAUGGAUAUUCGCAAACCACUACGAAUAUGUCAUGCAAACAAAUGAUAUCAAAAAGCCGAUGAGUCUUCAUACCGAUUAUGACGUAUUUGAGCUGGACAUGACAAUGGGUCAUAACGUUGACGGAAGCCCUGUUGCACCCGAACUGGUCGACAACGGCAGAAAAUCGAUCGGCGCAGGGACGGACAGCUCAUGGAAGCCAAGUCAACUUUUUGCCAUCCACGGUUUGCUAUUAGCAUCUGCCUUUGUUGUUUUAAUGCCGCUGGGUGUUGCAGGAAUUCGAACCGGACGCCCUAAUGCAUUCAAGAUACAUUGGGUCAUUCAGCUCUCUGCGGUAGCAUUUGCUGUCUCAGGCACGGCGUGGGGAAUCUAUUUGACCUGGGGCCAUCCUAUCACUAUUGCAACUUCGAAUGGUGCUCACAAGAUACUCGGCCUCACGCUGCUGGUUUCGGUUGUUCUUACGCCGAUGCUUGGUUAUUUACAUCAUGUGCGAUAUCUGAAACUUGGGCGCGCAACUGGCGUCACUGUAUGGCAUCGCCGAUUUGGUGCAUCGACUUUGGCGAGCGCUUGGGUAAACGUCCUAUUGGGUUUGUGGAUCGCUGGUCAGCCAGUGUGGUACUUUCUUGUUGCAAUUGGAGUGAUGGCUUGCUCUGCGUUGGCUAUUUAUUUCGCCCCAACCCGGGGCACACGAUUCACCAAAGCGAGUAGCACAAAGGAAGGAUAUAGUACCGUAGAAGGCGAGGAAGGUUCAGAGCAGGGACUUUUGCAGAAAGAGGACCGUACGUAG
This is a messenger RNA of Parastagonospora nodorum SN15, 1263 nucleotides long. RefSeq lists its product as hypothetical. The transcript has 6 exons. The record is from RefSeq and is a predicted model, not a curated record. The coding region runs from base 1 to 1263 and encodes 420 amino acids. Lineage: Eukaryota; Fungi; Ascomycota; Dothideomycetes; Pleosporales; Phaeosphaeriaceae.